Molecule: messenger RNA, 1293 nt
Organism: Letharia columbiana
Lineage: Eukaryota; Fungi; Ascomycota; Lecanoromycetes; Lecanorales; Parmeliaceae
Exons: 2
Coding region: 1-1293 (430 amino acids)
Source: RefSeq, a predicted model, not a curated record
AUGCCAGUCGUGGUCUUUGAUAAACCUGCGGUCUCUGAUGAACCAGCGGAGUUGACUGCUAAACAGAUUGCUGCCUACACAAAUUUUGGCUACCGUCUUCCAUCAGCUCAGAAUACUACCAAAGCUGAUUCCAAAACUGUCAUUCCCCCGGUUCCAGCGACGGCCCAACCCAUAUCGAAAAUCAUUGAACGUGACUCUCGAUCGGCCCUACAAAGUCUCAGGCCAUCGAACCCGCCAGCGCAACAGCUCGAGACCAGGGACUUUGGCCUCAACAACGCAGAUAGUAUGCCAGCGGGCGGUCUCGAGAGUAGUAUUCCUCAUGUGCCAAUCACACAAGAAAGCAUAGCCACCUUCCUGAAACCAGGAGCGGCAUUGGAUGAGGUGGAGAAGCGAAGGAAGAGUUCGCGACAGGGCAACUCAAGGACAUUCACGAGAGAGCCAAACCCCUCUGCAGCUCUAUCGCAAGGCCUUCGCAAGAGGACAGUAUCUUUCGACGAAGCGGAGGAGUCUUCAAAGCGUCGGCGUGUGGGGCCACCUUCCCCAAGUCAACCGGUUAGGGGGCCAGCCAUUGCAGCAUCCACAGGUGUGCCGGAGAGCAAGACUGAAGAACCCGACGUUGCGACGGAAGGAAACCCUUCUGCUUCAGCACUUGUCGACGCAGGAGCUCCCAAUCCGUUCUUGUGCAUCAUCCAAGCUGACAACUCCUCGCUGAUAGGCAGCUUCGCCAAAGACACGGAAGAAUGGGCUUUCAGCCUUGGGUUGGAUGCAGGACGCCGGCGGAUUCCCACCAUGAACAUGAGAUUCUUUUCUAACGGAAUAGAAGGGCCGGAAUACAGCCAAACCGGAUGGUGUCUAGGCGACUACAUCGAAGGUGACUGGAUGGUCACCAACUUUAAAGUCCAUCGCGUAGCUGACUGUCCUGACAAUGGGGAGAUCUGCCACCCCAAUGUUCUAGCGGCGUGUAAUACUGAUGAAGAGAAGGCUCGCUUGAUCUGCAUCAGCCUGGAGGCAUGGCCAAAGAUCCUAGGGCACUUCAACCCCAAGGACCGACCCGAAAUCCGGAAACCAGACGUCAAGAAGCUUUUUGGGGCCGUAUUCACAGGUCGACACCCCUAUGAGUUGCGCAUUUGGUUCCGUGCUCCUUAUAAUUUGGAAAGAUUCGAGAAGCAAUGCCUCUCAUUCUUCACACGAUACUUUGAGCAGCGAAGGCCACCUCAUGAAGAUCUUUACGACGCCGAUGACGUCUGCUUCGAAGAUCACCUGAAGGCUCAAGAGGAAGCUUCUUCUACUUGA